This is a messenger RNA of Stegostoma tigrinum, 871 nucleotides long. RefSeq names its product cytochrome c oxidase subunit 4 isoform 1, mitochondrial (gene cox4i1). The transcript is spliced from 5 exons. Bases 199 to 741 code for a protein of 180 amino acids. Gene Ontology annotation, biological process: mitochondrial electron transport, cytochrome c to oxygen. Lineage: Eukaryota; Metazoa; Chordata; Chondrichthyes; Orectolobiformes; Stegostomatidae. The record is from RefSeq and is a predicted model, not a curated record.
GACCGACCCUGACCCCCGGGGGAAGGAAUCGGUGGAUUUGUCUGUGGUGGCCUUUGAGGCUGGCGGCUUGGCAGUGGUUGGGAUUGGGGAGGACUCGGGGUUGGUGCCUGGCCCCGCUGCCCCAAGGCAGGGACAGCGGGGUGAUCAAGUGACCUGGCUGCACCCCUACUCCCCAAAUAGCCUUCACAGGAUCUGUCAAUGUCUGCAUUAACUGCUGCUUUUCCAAGAAUGUUGGCUUCAAGAGCUCUGAGAUUGAUCACCAAGCGUGGAAUUUCUUCUACUGUUUGUAUCCGAGCCCAUGGACAUGGUGUAGCAAAGGUUGGAGACUAUUCGCUUUCACCUUACUUCGAUCGUAAGGAUGAGCCACUUACUGCUGUUGACUUUGUGGAUCAGCUGUCUGGAGAGCAAAAAUCCUUGAAGGAGAAGGAGAAGAGUUCAUGGGUUUCUCUUUCCACUGAUGAGAAGUUGAAGUUAUAUCGCAUACGCUUUCACCAGAGCUUUGCGGAAAUGAACAAGGGUUCAAAUGAAUGGAAAACCGUUCUUGGUGGAACAUUGAUUGUGGUAGGUUUUGCUGGACUGUAUUUCGCCUGGCAGAGACGAUUCGUGUAUGGGGACGUUCCUCACACUUUCUCCAAUGAAUGGAAGGCUCAGCAGACCAAGAGAAUGUUGGACAUGAGAAUAAACCCAAUUCAAGGCUUUGCUUCACAAUGGGAUUAUGAAAACAACAAAUGGAAGAAAUGAAUAUGCACUGGAAAUCUUUACCUAUCCUUGUUUAAUGUUUCAAAUGUAAGCUUGUGUGUUCAGGAAGUUCACUUAACAGUUUGGAGUUAAACUAUAAAAAAUUGAUAAUAAACUUGACUGGUUCACAUGA